Messenger RNA from Oncorhynchus masou masou (cherry salmon), 766 nucleotides. RefSeq names its product biogenesis of lysosome-related organelles complex 1 subunit 3-like. The coding region runs from base 50 to 649 and encodes 199 amino acids. Gene Ontology annotation, cellular component: BLOC-1 complex. The record is from RefSeq and is a predicted model, not a curated record. Lineage: Eukaryota; Metazoa; Chordata; Actinopteri; Salmoniformes; Salmonidae. The transcript has 2 exons.
CUUCCGGGUACUCAUGUGAUUCUUUUUUUGCAGGACCGGAGGUGGUGUGAUGGCAUGUGACAAAUACCAGAUAGUGGUGCAAGGCGAGGCGUCAGAGACCGACUCAGAUGAUGAGGUAUACAUCACCUCCCUCUCUCCACAUUCAGCAGCCGGAGGGCAAAAGGUACCAAGGGAAGCAUCUGAGACUGACAGCGAGGGGGAGGUUGAGAGAGUACGUAAAUGUGUCAUUCCUGCAAGCUCUGAAAACACACAAAUAUUACGCAAGGACUUAACUCCCCUGCUUGUGAUCAGAGAUAACCCUGACAUUCUGUCCGCGGUAGAGGAGUUGGUUGUGUCUAGGCCUGAACACAGACGGCUCUACUACAACACUUUACUCCAGCUGAAAUUACAGGAGAGCAAUGCACGUCUGUGCACGGAUGUGCCCCAGACCAUCAAACAGGUGUAUGGUAAUGCCACAAAGGAGAUACGCAUGGCCACAACCCACCUAAACAGCUCCCAGAACGGCAUCAUCAAAGCCUCCCACAGCAUCCGACUCAUUCUGGACGACCUCAAGUCCGUCUCAGAGGAAAUAGACAUUAUCGCCAGCUGUUAUCUACUCCCCGAUAUUACCAUCCCCUCCUCUCCCACUACCCCUAUUCUCGGACAGUGAUGUGCCCCAUUCAUUGUUUCAUAUGUAUUAUGUAGGCUAAACAAUGGACUUGGGAGUAUCAUUAUUUUGUAAAAGGCACUUGCAUUAGGUGAAUAAAUUAUGCAUGCCAUAAUACUA